AUAUUGGGUUAAACGAUGAGAUCGAUCGGCAAUAGGCCUAAAAUAGAGCAGACCAACUCAGGUAUGUGGCCGAAUCCGAUUUAGAAAAGAAAGAAAGAAGAAGAAAUCUCAUUUGCAUCUCCUAUGCAAAACAACUUGUAUUGUGGAAGAUAGAUAUAGAUCGGCAACCUCAAUUUUAUUAAUCGGUGAGUUUUCCAAGCCAUGGAAACUGAAGUAGUCGCAGCAACUGAAAGCAAUCAAUCCUUAGCUUCUGAUUCGGAUGAUAAUGAAGUGAAAAGGAGAUGUUGGGAGCAGAGGGAAGCUCUGCCUGAUGAACCAAAAUGUGUUAUUUGUGGCCGUUAUGGUGAAUAUAUAUGUGAUGAAACUGAUGAUGACAUUUGUAGUGUCGAAUGUAAAACGAUUCUAUUAUCUCGGAUAGAAAAAUCUGGAACACCAUCUCCAUGCCCUCCCCCAGUAAAAUUGCCAACAGCUGAUGAAUGUUAUUAUGUGCGCGAUUGUAGUAAUGAAACUGAUUCAAAAUGUCUGGGCAGUGUUCAAUUAGAGUUGUUGAGGAGAAAACUCAACAUUUCUGUGAAGGGUGGCCUUGUUCCACCUCCCGUCAUGUCAUUUUCUUCAUGCAGUGUUCCUCAAAAGCUUCUUGAUAAUUUAGAAGCUGCAGGUUACGAAAUCCCAACUCCUGUGCAAAUGCAAGCCAUCCCGGCUUCUCUAACGGGUCAAAGCUUGCUGGUUUCUGCUGAGACUGGUUCUGGGAAAACUGGAUCAUUUUUAAUUCCUAUUGUUGCAAAGUGUGUUAAAUCAAAUCUAACUUGCUCUGAGAGGAAGCAGAAACCAUCCGGGAUGGUUCUUGCACCAACUAGAGAGAUCUGUAUUCAGAUAGAGGGGCAAGCUAAGGUGUUAGGGAAAGGGAUGCCUUUCAAAACUGCACUGAUUGUGGGUGGUGAUUCAAUGGCCCAACAACUCUAUCGUAUUCAACAGGGAGUUUCAUUGAUUGUUGGUACUCCCGGAAGGCUUAUUGAUCUUCUGGCUAAGCAUCAUGAGAUUGAAUUAGAUAGCAUCUCAAUCUUCGUUCUUGAUGAGGUAGACUGUAUGCUGCAGAGAGGAUUCCACGAGCAAGUAAUGCAAAUAUUUAGGGCACUAUCUCAACCUCAGCAGCUAUUGAUGUAUUCUGCUACAGUUUCAAGAGAGGUUGAGGAGAUGGCCAACUCAAUGGCAAAACAUUUAGCUGCUAUAUCAGUCGGCCAGCUGAACAAGCCUAAUCAAGCCGUGAAGCAGAUUGCCAUCUGGGUGGAAUCAAAACAAAAGAAGCAAAAGCUUUUUGAUAUUUUAACGAGCAAGCGACAUUAUAAGCCACCCGUUUUAGUAUUUGUGGGUUCUAGAUUUGGGGCAGAUCUCCUUUCUGAGGCAAUAACGAUAUGCACUGGACUGAAAGCUCUUUCGAUUCAUAGUGAGAAAUCUAUGAAGGAGAGGAGAGAAAUUUUAGGAUCAUUUUUGGUAGGGGAGGUGCCUGUGAUGGUUGCCACUGGGGUCUUGGGCAGAGGAGUUGAUCUGCUGUGUGUAAAACAAGUGAUAGUGUUCGACAUGCCGAAUUCCAUUACGGAAUAUGUGCAUCAGAUUGGAAGGGCAUCUAAAAUGGGAGAGAAAGGUGUGUCAAUCGUAUUCAUAAACGAGGAGAAUAAGAAACUUUUCCCAGAUUUGGUUGAAAUCCUUAAAUCAUCUGGUGCUGGCAUUCCGCCCGAGCUUGCUCAUUCAAAGUACACCGUUACCUCUUUCUCUGGCUGUAGCCAUCAUCUGAAAAAAAGAAGGAAACAUGGUAAUUGAAAUAAGCCAUGUCUGUUUACUUAAUUAUUUAAAGCGCCCCAUUGUGCCUUAUACCCUAUAAUGAUAGCACCUAUUAAUGGAUGGUGAAUAGUCUUGCUCGUGAUCCUCAGAGUUUUAUUGCACAAGUGAAAGUUAUCCUUAAUGGGAGUUCCUGUAGUGUUGUUAUUUGAUGAUGGGUCUGCAAACUGAAACCGAUAUAUUAUGAGAAACAGCCACGGAACAAUGAGAGGGAGGCUGUGAAUGGUGCCUUGUACUCUUCACUUGUAAGAUUCAACUUGAACACCUCUAUAUCCAUCCUUGGCUACUAAUUUUACAGUGUUUUAAAGUUAUUGAUCUUGUGCUAGUUUUGUGCAUAUAGUCUGGUCACAGUCAGUUAGUUUGUGUAUACUUUCAACUUCUUUAUAGGAAAAAGUAUUCAAAAGAAAUGCUGCAGAGGUUGGUUAGCCUAUUAGGAGAGCCUAUAUUCUACAUCCUGG
Messenger RNA from Cuscuta campestris, 2294 nucleotides. The record is from the annotation of a GenBank genome assembly. Lineage: Eukaryota; Viridiplantae; Streptophyta; Magnoliopsida; Solanales; Convolvulaceae.